Molecule: messenger RNA, 2026 nt
Organism: Perca flavescens (yellow perch)
Lineage: Eukaryota; Metazoa; Chordata; Actinopteri; Perciformes; Percidae
Gene: snx11
Product: sorting nexin 11
Exons: 7
Coding region: 194-1972 (592 amino acids)
Biological process (GO): intracellular protein transport; vesicle organization
Cellular component (GO): endosome
Molecular function (GO): phosphatidylinositol phosphate binding
Source: RefSeq, a predicted model, not a curated record
AUGUGACGUCGCAGUAGUGCUUGUGACUUGCGAAAUACAGAAAGGAGCUGGUUAAGAAAACAAGCCUCAUUAUCUGAGCGUUUUGUGCUUAAAUAAAAUCUAAACAUCGACAAGCAAGAACACAUCGACAACUUCCUGCUGGAAACUACCACAGCAGCCGACAUCUACCUCAUGAAAUGCAGCACUCGGUAGGAUGAUCAGCAAUCAAGAAGAAGAUGAGUUUGUUGCAGUGCGGGUCCAAGACCCCCGCAUACAGAACGAAGGCUCGUGGAAUUCUUAUGUGGAUUAUAAAAUAUUCCUACAUACCAACAGUAAAGCCUUCACAGCCAAGACGUCGUGCGUGCGUCGGCGUUACAGUGAGUUCGUCUGGCUCAGGAAGAAGCUUCAGAAGAACGCUGGUUUGGUGCCAGUCCCAGAGCUUCCAGGAAAGUCCUUCUUCUCCUUCAACAAUGAGGACUUCCUGGAGAGAAGAAGGAAAGGACUUCAGGCCUUUUUGGACAAUGUGGUGAACAUGACAGUAUGCCUGUCAGACAGCCAGCUCCACCUCUUCCUGCAGACUCAGCUGCCAGUCGGUCACAUCCUGGACUGUGUGCAGGGCCACACUCCCUACUCCGUGACGGACGCCAUCCUCACCUACGCCUCGUCCAAUCGGGGCUUCGCUCAGGCUCAAGAGGACGAUUCCAUCAAGGAGCCAAGUUUGACUAUUUCUUAUGAGUCCAUGGAGAGUCCAGCUCCUCAUCAACCUUGCCUACAACCUAGAGAGAGCUUCAGCCCUGAGCUUUUGUCCUGUAAUGACUCGGACCCUCUUGAAGGUUUGCUGGAGGUCUGCGAUGAGGACACAGUUGAGUUACAGAACAAGGAGAAAUCCUCAGUAAGGGUCCUCCAGAAAAACAAUCAUCUAGAGGCCGUUGUUGUGGACCCUGGCCCGACAGAGGUGACUUUUUUUCUGGGUGAAAGCCAAGAUGUUGCUGAGAGUCUCAGCCCUGCAGAACAGAUCCAGCAAAGAUGCUGUCAGAUACAAACACCAGUGGAGGUGCACUCGCCCAUGGGGCCUGACUUCGAAGAGAACAAGAUGGACAGCUUGUUUGAGGGGUGUUCAGCAAGAGAGGAGAGCGUUACAUUAGAUACAGAAGAAGAAACUGUUCCUCAUCCAGACACAGAGAAAAAAGCUGAUCAGUGGGAAAGUUCAGUGGAGGCAAAGACGGAAAAGGUUUUAGAAAAUCAUGUAACCUCUGAAGUUAGUGCUAUCAACGUGUUUGAGACCACCGAGGUUCAUGUUGAAGAUGUCAGCUGUCCGGAGGGGUUUAAGAACUCAGACGAACACAAAGAGCCAGACAACGAAAAAAGUGAUGAAUCUGAGAGCAAAGAGGAGACGCCACUUCAGUCAGAAAUCCAUGAAGACACCCACAAUGUGCACAGUGUCCCAGAGGUGCAACGCAGUGGCGAUGACACUGUUCAACCAAUGGACCAAGUCGAACAGGAAGAGGAUCUGGUUAGGACCAAAGAGGACAGUGACGAGGACAGCCACUCAAUUUCCAAUGAGAGCAUCGUCAAAGUCAGCGAUGAAGAAAGCAUUUGUGAAGAGGCCGAGGACUCAAUCCAGGCUGCAAUUGGCUACAUGAAGACGUCUCCUGAGGAGGUCACUCACUGGUCACAUGUAGAUCCCUCCAGUAGAAACAUUUUGGACCUACACAUGAAUGGAUGCCCUGUGGAAAAAGAGGACAUUUCAGUCAGGGAGAACGAGGACCUGCAAUACAUUAGCAACAAGAGUGACUUGAAUCAUUUUCUGGAUUUGAACUCACCUGUAACUGGUGUAGAUUUGACUGAAAAUAGUGACUUCAGCAUCUUAGAGAGCAGCUGCACGCCUGGAUUAGCUCAUAGUAAAUGUAUGGAGCAGGAAGCCUUGUCCUCGCUGUCUUUUGACGCCUCAGAGGAGACUCACGAGGUGGAGGUGCAUUACUUAGACAGCUGAAUGGCACAACAUAGGGGGGCUGCACACUCACAGAGUCAGAGAAAUGGAUUGUGG